Paralichthys olivaceus (Japanese flounder) is the source of this 3101-nucleotide messenger RNA. RefSeq names its product staufen double-stranded RNA binding protein 1 (gene stau1). Gene Ontology annotation, cellular component: plasma membrane; neuron projection; cytoplasmic stress granule. Gene Ontology annotation, biological process: anterograde dendritic transport of messenger ribonucleoprotein complex; intracellular mRNA localization; protein localization to synapse. Gene Ontology annotation, molecular function: double-stranded RNA binding; mRNA binding. The record is from RefSeq and is a predicted model, not a curated record. NCBI's taxonomy places the organism in Eukaryota, Metazoa, Chordata, Actinopteri, Pleuronectiformes, Paralichthyidae.
CCUGUCUGCGGAUGUCACUUCCUGCAGACAGAACCGAGACGGGGCCAUUCUCUUUAGUGUUUGCCGUGUCUUCCCAAUGUCCAUCUCCUCACCGCCCGCAUUUUGAUACAAACCCAACACAGACUGAGCCUCGAAACAGCCUCUAACGAAGGCACACGUUAGUAAACCAACGUGCCCCAUGGAGAAACUAAAACACUGAAGUAAAGGAGCGACGAGGCAGAGCUUGCAUUCAAACCUCCUCAAUCAACAGUUCCUCCCACUUUGGCAUUCACCAUUGCUGAACUGGUCAAUUCUAAUCUUGACUUCAGCCAACUAAGCUACACUAACAAGGAUGUCUCAGCUCCAGUUUCAGUGUCCAUCUAGCCCCAUGCCGGCUGCACCUGCCCCACUGCAGCUGGGGCAGCCACAGCCCGGUUACAGCAUCCCCUGUGCCUCAGGCACCUUACCCUCAGAGAGCGCGAGCCAGCCCAUUAGGAGCUCCGCCCUCCCUGCAGGCUCUGCCACCCCCUACAAUACCACAGUAUCUAACAUGGCAAACCCUAAAGAGAAGACCCCCAUGUGUUUGGUGAAUGAGUUAGCCCGUUUCAACAAGAUCCAACCUGAGUAUAAGCUGCUUUGUGAGCAAGGACCUGCUCACUCCAAGAUUUUCUCAGUGAGACUCACACUGGGAGAUCAGCACUGGGAAGCGGAGGGGACCAGCAUCAAGAAAGCCCAGCAUUCCGCUGCCGCUUCUGCCCUCGCUGAGACAACGCUUCCCAAGCCCACCAUGAGGACACCCCGCAACACAGGCAAGAACCCAGUAGAUGGCAUGACACACACUAUGGAGUUGAACGCACUAUGUAUGAAGCUUGGUAAAAAGCCUAUGUAUAAACCCAUCGACCCAUACCCGGGGAUGAGACCACCAAACUUCAACUACAACGUCCGAGCUCCAGGGCCGUACCAACGCUCUAUGCAACAGUACUAUUACCCAUUUCCUCCAGUGGGACCGAUGUUAUAUCACAUGGAGCUUUCCAUUGGAGGUCAGCAGUUUGUUGGAAAGGGACGCACGCGGCAGUUAGCCAAACACGACGCUGCUGCCAAGGCCAUGAAAGUGCUGCAGAAGGAGCCAAUAUUGCAACAGUUGCCAGUGAUGAAUGGAGAGCCGGAGGAGGAGAACCUCAACAAAUCAGAAAUCAGUCAAGUUUUUGAAAUAGCACUUAAACGCAACUUACCUGUCAACUUUGAGGUUUUAAAGGAAGAGGGCCCUCCACACAUGAAGAGUUUCUUAGUGUGUGUUACAGUCGGGGAGUUCACUGGCGACGGCGAGGGAAAGAGUAAAAAGAUUGCCAAGAAGCUGGCGGCAGCAGCAGUGCUGAUGGCGUUGAAGAGGCUACCCCACAUACCUAGCGUAGAAAAGACGUUGCCACGCAUCAAAAAGAAAACCAAAUCCAUUAUCAAGCUGCAGACCAGCCCAGAGUAUGGUCAGGGCAUGAAUCCCAUCAGCCGCCUGGCCCAGAUCCAGCAGGCCAAGAAGGAGAAGGAGCCGGAGUACAGCAUGGUGACCGAGAGAGGUCUACCACGGCGCAGAGAGUUUGUCAUGCAGGUGACCGUGUGUGGCCAGUCUGCCGAGGGACUGGGACCGAGCAAGAAGGUGGCAAAGAGGAACGCAGCCGAGAAAAUGCUGGACCUCUUGGGAUACAAAGUGCCUCAGCCUCAGCCCCCAAAACCGGCACUAAAAACUGACGAGAAGACCCCAGUGAAAAAACCUGGUGAUGGGCGUAAAGUGACCUUCUUUGAACCUGGCUCCGUAGAGGACAUGGCACUGAUUUCUAAGGAGGAGGACUACCGGCUGCCUUACCUGAGCCACCAGCAGCUGCCUGCAGGUAUCCUUCCCAUGGUACCUGAGGUGGCUCAAGCAGUCGGGGCCUGCCAAGGAUCCCAGGUCAAUCGACCUUUGCCCAACCCAGGCAAAGCCACAAUCACUGCCAUGAUUGCCAAUGAGCUGCUUUAUGCAGGGGCAUCUCUGACUGCUGAGACUAUCCUAAAGAACAAAAAUAACCUGAACCAACUGCCCCACGGACCUCUCACCAGGCCUUCAGAACAGCUCGGCUAUCUUGCAUCUGUGCAGGCCCUGCAGGUGGAAUACAAAGAUUUCCCCAAAAACAAUAAGAACGAGUUUGUGUCACUGAUUAACUGCUCAUCCCAGCCACCGCUCAUCAGUCAUGGGAUUGGGAAAGAUGUAGAAUCCUGUCAUGAUAUGGCUGCACUGAAUAUACUGAAGUUGCUUGCAGAGUUGGACCAGCAGUCAAAUGAAAGAACAGGAAAUGGACCAGUCUCUGGGUGUGGCAAGCAGGAAAUGGAAGGUGACAUGCACCUCAAACAGGCUAACUCAAGCACAUUGGCACAGACCCUGGAUGGCACUGUUUAAAUGAUCAGGUUUGGUUGUCUGUAAAAGCACUAGAGAAAACUCAGACACUGUGUUCUUUGUCAGUUUUAGAAGGUUACAAGAAGCAUUCAGCUCCGUAAUCUCUAAACCGUCACUUUUCAUAAUCAUUGUUCCAAAAAGUUCACAGUUAAACAAGACUGAUAGAAAGCAUAUAGUUUCAUCUCCUUGACAUUGUUUAAUUGGACGUAUUAUUUAUUUUCUUGCUUUGUAGUUUUAGCUGCAUCCUAGUCAAGUUUACUCGGUGGGGAGUAAAUGAAGCGACUAACUGUGAACUCUUGUUUUGCCUAGAAUUUGUUUCCUCUCUGUGAGACCUGCUAACUCUGGUUUUUAAGUGUUUUAUGUUUUAUCCCCCACUGAAGUGGUUCAUUUAACAUGAGGUUUGGACCUCUUCUCUGUCUCGGAUGCAGCUCGCGAACCUCUGUUGAAUUUCCUAGAGUGCUUUAUAUCAACAACCACAAGUGAAGUGUUAUUGACAUUACCAUGUAGGGCUGGGAAGAAUUUGUGACUAAAUGUAGCGUGUGAUGUAAUGUGAUGUUGUCCCUGAUGUGGGUGCCAGGGAGGUCUUCCCUGUUGCAUCAGUUCUCCUGAUUCUCCUGUUUCCUCCCUCAUGUCAACCUCCCUUCUCUCUCUGCUCCCCAUGGUAAUUAAACCUACGUGCUUAUGUGCACAAAACAAA